Spodoptera litura is the source of this 1952-nucleotide messenger RNA. RefSeq names its product NADP-dependent malic enzyme-like. NCBI's taxonomy places the organism in Eukaryota, Metazoa, Arthropoda, Insecta, Lepidoptera, Noctuidae. Gene Ontology annotation, cellular component: mitochondrion. Gene Ontology annotation, biological process: malate metabolic process; pyruvate metabolic process. Gene Ontology annotation, molecular function: NAD binding; malate dehydrogenase (decarboxylating) (NADP+) activity. The record is from RefSeq and is a predicted model, not a curated record.
UGACAACUUCAUUGUCAAGGUGUAAAGUUUUAUAAUGGAUUUAUUGUACAAAAACUAAAGCAGAUUGAAUAUGAGGUCUGUAAAAGCAAAUUUUCUAGUAAAAGAAUACAUAAACAAAAAUCCUCUUAGAGUAUUAGUUCGUGCAUACAGUGACGAGGAGGUUAUUCCAAAUUCAAUAAGAGGUUUUGAUUACAUAAGACACCCAAGACUAAAUAAGGGUUUAGCAUUCACAUUGGAAGAGCGACAAACGCUAGGAAUACACGGAUUGUUAGCAAGUACCGUCAGAACACAAGAAGAGCAAAUUGCAAUCUGCAAGUACUCAUUGGAACGUUACGGAAGUCCGCUUAAUAAACAUCUUUAUUUGGCGGAGUUGCUGGAUACCAAUGAGAAACUGUUCUACGAGUUAAUGAGUACAGACGUGGAGAAAUACUUGCCUCUUGUUUAUACUCCCACCGUGGGUUUGGUUUGUCAAAGGUUCGGCCUGGUAUACAAGAGACCUCGUGGUCUCUUUAUAACAAUCCACGAUAAAGGAAAAAUUCACCAAAUUCUUCGGAAUUGGCCAGAAUCACACGUGCGCGCUAUCUGUUUUACUGAUGGUGAGAGAAUAUUGGGUCUGGGGGACCUUGGUGCUUUCGGUAUGGGUAUACCGAUAGGCAAACUGUGCUUGUAUACUGCACUAGCUGGAGUCCCGCCUGCGCACUGCUUACCAAUAACUUUGGACGUGGGCACCAAUAACCAGUCGCUACUAGAAGAUCCCAUGUAUAUAGGAGUACGACAGAAACGAGUAACAGGCAGUGCAUACGAUGAGUUGAUCGAGGAAUUUAUGGUUGCGUGUGUGAAACGAUAUUCUCAAAACGUGCUUUUACAGUUCGAAGAUUUUGCCCUUGCAAACGCUACCCGACUUCUGGAUAGAUAUAAGAAUGCUUACUGCACGUUCAAUGAUGAUAUUCAGGGCACUGCAAGUGUUGUAGUAGCUGGUAUGUAUGCUGCAUGUAGAAUUACAAAGAAAAAGCUGAAAGAAAAUAUAUAUCUAUUCCUUGGAGCCGGAUCGGCCGGCGUUGGCAUUGCAUCUUUGUUAUGUGAUGCGAUGGUCGAAGAAGGAAUUUCUAUGGAAGAAGCAAUAAAGAAAGUAUACAUGGUUGACCAUGAAGGUCUCCUAUCCACCAAGCGACAAAGUGGUAUACCACCUCACGCUGUUAAAUUUGGUAAGGACAUGGAACCGACAAAAGAUUUCGCAAGCCUCGUGACGAGUUUGAAGCCGACUUGCCUCGUUGGUGCUUCAACUGUAGGUGGUGCCUUUACACCAGCAAUAUUGCAACAAAUGGCAAAAAAUACUGAAAGACCACAAAUAUUUGCUCUCUCAAAUCCAACGGUAAAAGCUGAGUGUACUCCACAGCAAGCUUACGAUAACACAGAGGGUCGAUGCAUUUACGCAUCAGGUUCUCCUUUCCCGCCAACAAAAUAUGGGGGUAAGACGUACUAUACAGGUCAAGGUAACAACUCCUACGUAUUCCCCGGAAUAGCAUUGGGAGUAAUCAUUUGCCACGCCCGUCAUGUACCUGACUCCAUGUUUCUAUCUGCGGCAAAGACUUUAGCGCUUUGUGUCACUGAAAAAGAUUUGAAUCUCGGACGAAUUUAUCCACAUCUCAAUGAAGUUCGAAAUAUAUCCAAUAAAAUAGCAGCUUCUAUCAUUAACCGUGCUUACGAUGAGAAACUUGCUGGAAUGUACCCUAAACCAAAAGAUGUGGAUUGUUUAGUCCAACAGUAUUUGUACAACACAAAAUACAUUAAUUACAUGCCAGAUUGUUACAAUUAUCCAGGCAGCGACUCUGGAAUAAAAGUCAAGACGAUAGAAGAAAUGAUAGCUAAGUCUACGAAGAAAACCGGUUCGAAUAAAGGUUGUAAGAAAUAAAUAAAUGAAACUGAAACAUCAAUAGGACUUGUUCUUUAUU